UAGUACGCUUCACGUGGUUUUGUUUACGCGGGUUUCGUUGCGACAACGGUUGUGAAAGGCCAAAUAGCAUUGUUUGCGGUAUGAACACGAGCAUAUGCGGACAGAUUUCACAGCUGACUUGUGACGUUAUUCGGAAAGACGUGUGUGUGCCUAUUGGUCAUAUCGUGAUUGCUGAAAGAUGGGCUGGCAGCGAGUUGCAUACCGCCUUAAAGAGCUUGCUUCAAACAGUAGUUUCGGACCACUUGGGAUUGGUUGAUUUCUACCCAUCAAGUAACAGUGCUGUCCUGUACAUCACAGAGGCUGAUCUUCUCAAUGAGCAUGCUAUUAAAAGGAAGAUUGUAAAGUUGCGAAAGAACAACACUAAGAAGCCCUAUGUCAUUGCCGAACAGGCCGAAGCCCUUCAAGAACAGUACAACAACUUGCAGCAUUUUGCAGUAAUGGAACUAGGAAUUCCUGUUAUGGCUGUGCAUAACCAACUUGAAGCAGCACAGCUUCUUGCUCAAAUGGAGGCUGUGGAGAGUGGUGAAAAGCAAAACCCUUUUUUAGUGCCACGGCGACUAGCUCCCAUGACUUCAGCACUUGCCACCUGCCUGCUACGAGUGCCUGGCUUAGGUGAAGUCAAAGCCAAGGCCUUGCUCCAGAAGUAUCGCAGCCUUCGAGCAAUAGCUUCGUGCAGUACAGAAGACCUUACAAAAGCUGUAGGACCAGCAUCUGCAGCAAGUAUUCACAAGUUCUUCAGUGGCCUGAAGUGAUGCAAGGGGCUAUGAAUAGAGCUGGCAUACUGUAGUGUUUCACAUAAGGGCCAAUCAAAUGUUGAUGUGUGGUUGGCAUUUGAAAGUUAGGUGGCACACAGCAUUGCUUGUAUUCCUGUGGCUUUGUGUGAAUUCUAUUAAAUGUUUGGGCCUGUGUGACAUGCGAUACAUGGCACACAGCAUUGCUUGUAUAACUGUGGCUUUGUGUGAAUUCUAUGAAAAUGUUUGGGCAUGUGUGUGGCACUUGAUAAAUGGCACACAGCAUUGCUUGCAUUAUUGUGGCUUUGUGUGAAUUCUAUGAAAAUGUUUGGGCAUGUGUGUGAAAAUGUAAUGUUCAAGGCUCAAUUUUGUGUUUCAUAUCAGGUCUUCAUUUUGCCUACGCUGUUGUAAACCACUGCACAGCAGUUCAUAAGAAGUUAAAAAAUUGUGCAGUACUAGUUCAGCAGUAUAGACACAGCAUGACCGUGAAACCACUGAGUAACAAAUGCUGAAGUGCAUGUGUGGCACAAACAUCCUGCUUGGUGGCUGCAUGUACACUGUCCGCUGGGUACUGUACCACUAAUGGUGACGGGGUCCGAAAUGCAGAUACAGGUGGCAUCUGAAGUGUGUCAUCUUUAAAAACUGCAGACAGCAUUGUCUCAUUUGUGCCGGAAACUCAUGUACAGAAAUGCACAAGUCCGGAACAGGUCAUUGAUACUAAUGACCGAAAAAGAAGUACUGCAUAUGUGGUAAGUCUUUUUGACCUGAACCUUUCAUAUCUUUAUUGGUGAGCAGGCAGUUAAGAAAGAUGGGCAUGAGCGGGGUUUCUAUGAUGCUUACAUCCAUCUGCUGCACUGCUGCCUAGCACCUGCACCAAGUCAACACUGCCCCAGUAGGGAGAGUUUAGAAAAACCAUGAACCAGUCCUGCACCUUUCAAAACGAACAGCAGAGGGAACUAGGCUGCACCACUGAACUGAACGGCUCGUUACAGCACUGUGUAAUCUGAUUCAGGGGAGCCAAACACUCAUCUAGUAUAGACAUGAGGAUAAAGGGGCAGGUGGUGUUUCUGAAUGCAAUAACUACUGUAUGUGCAUACAAAGCACAGCAGUGGCAAUGCACAUGGGCUGGUUUUCAGACAAGCUUAAAGGGUACUUAUUCUAUGUGAAGAGAUGCCUGAGCUGCAGCAAAAAUUGUGACUGAAGGGAUGGGCUGCACAGUUCUUCUAAAAUCCCCCAUGACGAACAGAGUACUUUAUGUGACCAUGUUAUGCUGUUAUACUCAGUUGGGCACUACCCCUGCUUUGAACCGUAAGCAGACAGUGAGUGCCAAGCUUCCACAGACAGCACUGGUAGAGUGGUGUGAAAAUUGACCAAACUACAUUCUGUUUUGUGCAUGAAGUCAAACAAAAGUAACCCGAUUAUCAGUGGUUGGCUAUGAUUUGUAAGUUCUGAAGAGGACGUGUUAUGUAAUGGGAGCUGGAACUGUACUUCUGCACCAGCAGCUCUAAUCCUGUCCUAUGUGUACACGAUAUUCGUGCUUAAGAAAGCUCAGUUCUCAGUAAGGCGAAAUUUUAGAGCUCUAACAUUAGAUGCACCUGAAUGGCAGGGAACAUCUCAGUGAAGCAAUAAAUGCUUGUUUGAAGUACCUGCGAUGCUGUGCCAGUUGAUCUGUGUUGAAAGAAUGUGUAAUAACUCUGAAACUGUUAUUCCAUACCUGACAUUAUUAACUGCGGAUAACCUUUGUAGAAAUAAACAUUUUUUGUGAACUGUCUUUCUACAAAUA
Molecule: messenger RNA, 2514 nt
Organism: Dermacentor silvarum
Lineage: Eukaryota; Metazoa; Arthropoda; Arachnida; Ixodida; Ixodidae
Product: Fanconi anemia core complex-associated protein 24-like
Exons: 5
Coding region: 81-752 (223 amino acids)
Biological process (GO): interstrand cross-link repair
Cellular component (GO): Fanconi anaemia nuclear complex
Molecular function (GO): chromatin binding
Source: RefSeq, a predicted model, not a curated record